AUGGAGAGUUUGGGAGAAGAAGAUCUAGAAAAGCUUGUGCUCGAUUAUAUUGAGCCUCCGAUCACCGUCCUGGAUCAUGUGGAGAAGUCUUCAACUGCUCUACUAACCCUUCAGAAGAUUAUUGAGAAAAAAGGAGAAGAGGAGAAGGAAAUGGAAGAGAAGGUAAAGUGGUUUAUCAGAAGAAAAAGAUUAUCAUACAAAGGAGACGAAGAGAAGCAAGAUGUGAUGGAAAAGCUUGUAUCUAAGCUUAGAUCUGAUGGCUACAAUGCUUCUAUCUAUAGAACCUCGUGGGAUUCUUCUAUUGACCGCCGUGGAGGAUGUAGAAUGUUUAGGUGUGCGAGGAAGUAUGAAUACAUUGAGGUCAUUGUGGCAAGUGACCAGGACGGUGAUGAGGGAAGCAAGCAACGUCUGAUGAUAAUUGAUCUUGAUUUCAAGUCUCAGUUUGAGUUAGCGAAACAGACUAAAGGUUACAAAGACGUGACUCAGAUGCUUCCUACAGUGUUUGUGGCCACGGAAGAGAGACUCAAAAGAGUUGUUUCAUUGGUUUGCUGUGAGUUGAAAGAGUCCAUGAAGAAAGAAGGAAUGUCUAGACCACCAUGGAGGACUACUAGAUACAUGCUAGCCAAGUGGCUACCUGAGAAUCGUCGAAGAGUCUCUGGUUCUGAGAAUGGAUCUUGGUCUAUGUUUGAUGAUGAUGAUGGUGAAGCUGUUGGGAUAUGA
Messenger RNA from Eruca vesicaria subsp. sativa (arugula), 720 nucleotides. The record is from the annotation of a GenBank genome assembly. Lineage: Eukaryota; Viridiplantae; Streptophyta; Magnoliopsida; Brassicales; Brassicaceae.